UCAUAACAGAACAUGCGUGCUUAUUAUGCUUGUUAUGCAACCAGUAUAGCAGAUGUGCCUGGUAAACAGCAUAAACGGUCAUAUGAUACCUCUUCAAAAUGUCCUUAGUUCGGCAAAAUUUUUCUAAAGAAUGCGAAGAUGGAAUAAAUGAACAAAUAAAUUUAGAGCUUUUUGCAAGUUAUACUUACAUGGCUAUGGCAAGUUAUUAUCAGAGGUCAGAUGUUGCAUUGCUAGGUUUCUAUAACUACUUUAAACAUUCAUCUGAUGAAGAAAAAGAGCAUGCUUUAAAAUUCAUCGAAUACAUGAAUAAGCGGGGCGGAAAAGUUGUUUUACAAAAUAUUUCUGCGCCCCCAGUUCAGGAAUGGCCUACAGUAACUGAAGCUAUGGUAGCUGCUCUUGAUUUAGAGAAGAAAGUUAACGAGAAACUCCUCACACUCCAUCACAUUGCAUCUGAACAAAAUGAUCCCAAUUUUGUCGACUUUUUGGAAACUAAUUAUUUACAGGAACAGGUAGAUGCAAUAAAAGAGAUUGGAGAUCACGUUACUAAUUUGAAACGUGUGGGUGAAGGUCUGGGGGUAUAUAUGUUUGAUCAAAAACUCCAAGAAGAUUAAUAUUAAGGAUAGGUAUCUUAAAAACGCGCACUUUACCUUACUUAUAAUAUGUAGUAUAAAAUAUAUCUGUUACAAAAGUGUUUAUCAAAAAUAAUAAAAAGUAAAUGUCUCAUAUUUUUGGUGCAAAAAAUAAGAAUUUUCGUUCGUUUUUAAAGCAGACGUCUAGAACUAUUUUGUGUAACUGUUACUAUUUUUGCUAAAGUUUCGGCAUAUAUGUUAUUAGUUUUCUUUAGAACUUUUAUAGAUUGAAGGAUAGUUUGCUCAUAUUUACACUUUGACUUACUUUAUUAUUUUCAAAUAAUAUACGAUAUUAGACAUUUAUUGUUAGUAUACACUAUUGUAAGUACUUUACAGUCAAUAUUUAAAGCAUGAAUUUGUUAAACACAAAUUAAAAAUCUAAAACCUC
Agrilus planipennis (emerald ash borer) is the source of this 1017-nucleotide messenger RNA. It is a transcript of the gene Fer3HCH, whose product is annotated as soma ferritin. The record is from RefSeq and is a predicted model, not a curated record. Gene Ontology annotation, cellular component: cytoplasm. Lineage: Eukaryota; Metazoa; Arthropoda; Insecta; Coleoptera; Buprestidae. Gene Ontology annotation, biological process: iron ion transport; intracellular iron ion homeostasis. Bases 99 to 611 code for a protein of 170 amino acids. The transcript has 3 exons. Gene Ontology annotation, molecular function: ferrous iron binding; ferric iron binding.